AGUAGUUUUCAGAAGGGCUUGAUCAUUAUCGUUUUUUGUCUAGCAGUGAUAUAUUAUGACUUAUCGAGGGAAGAGAACGAGGGACGUACAUGCAGAUGACCAGCCCAGUUCAUUGUCUUCACAGUCACCAGGUGCUGCUGCUGCACACAACUCUCCUUCGACCGAAAAUGCAUCACAAUCAAACAAAAAACAAAUCCUUCAAUCGCAGCCAUAUGAGGUUCCUUCUAACGUUGAAUUUGGACCAUUUUGCCCACCAAGUGCCACCACAACAAAUCCUUCAAUCACACCAAGUGCAACAACUAGCAAACCAUUAGCUAUAUGGAAAAACCCUCCUUGUAUCACAUCAAAACCGCUCAAAAUCCCUCCUGCUUCUUCUACUCAUACCCCACCACUCAAGCCUUCUACUAUCACAUCCAAACCGCUCAAAAUCCCUCCUCCUUCUUCUACUCAUACCCCACCACUCAAGCCUUCUACUAUCACAUCCAAACCGCUCAAAAUCCCUCCUCCUUCUUCUACUCAUACCCCACCACUCAAGCCUUCUACUAUCACAUCCAAACCGCUCAAAAUCCCUCCUCCUUCUUCUACUCAUACCCCACCACUCAAGCCUUCUACUAUCACAUCCAAACCGCUCAAAAUCCCUCAUCCUUCUUCUAGUCAUAUCCCACCACUCAACCCUUCUACUAAUACAUCCAAACCGCUCAAAAUCCCUCCUCCUUCUUCUACUCAUACCCCACCACUCAAGCCUUCUACUAUCACAUCAAAACCGCUCAAAAUCCCUCAUCCUUCUUCUGGUCAUAUCCCACCACUCAACCCUUCUACUAAUAAAUCAAAACCGCUCAAAAUCCCUCAUCCUUCUUCUGGUCAUAUCCCACCACUCAACCCUUCUACCAAUACAUCAAAAUCGCUCAAAAUCCCACAUCCUUCUUCUGGUCAUAUUCGAGCAUCUCUCAACCCAUCUACUAGUACCCCGCUCAAAAUCCCUUCUAAUUCCUUUGAUCCUAUCCCACCUAGUAGGUCGCCUUCUAGUCAUAACUCCCCUACUAUCUCACCUCUUAACCCAUCAGAAUCCCGUAAGCCAACAAAGCAAAAAGAGGGUGAAGAAUCAUUAAUGAAGUCGAGAACAUCAAAAUCUGUACGGUCAACAUCAUAUCCAGAUUGGCCUUCAAAUGUUCAAUUUGAUACGAAGGAAGAGGUUAUGACAAAGGAUGCUGAAGGUAACAUCACAUUGGUGAGUGGUCCUAUUCCGACAAUCAGUGUGUGGAGUAACAACGGCGUUAAAUACUGUGUUGAAUUCAACGAGUUUUACCAACCUCUUAGGAAAGGUGGAGAUAUCUUGGUCAGAUUCAUUGGUAGCAUUGCAAAGGUAGAGACCUACUGUCCAGUUGGAGAAGUGAAUUGGCAUAACGUCGAUAAGAAGCUGAAAGCUAUGUUGGUAGAGGAGGUCAAAGAACGCUUUGUAAUUCCUGAUGGUCCUGAAUACGAGAAACAAAUCCUCAAGCGUGCUAACAGAAGUUGGAGGCAUUUUAAACACGAGCUCAAGUCACAUUACUACAAACCAGAUGACAAGACUCUCGAUGAGAUGUGUAAUUUGCAGCCACCAUACGGAAUUACUAGUAAUCAAUGGAUAAAGUUGGUUAAGCACUGGCAUUCAGAGCUAGGGAAAAAAUUGUCAGAAGCUGGGAAAGAUGCACGAGCUUCCCUAAAUCAACUUCACAGAUGUGGCUCCAAGAGCUUCGCAAACAAGCAAGCUGAUAUGUAUGAUUCAUGA
Molecule: messenger RNA, 1768 nt
Organism: Beta vulgaris subsp. vulgaris (sugar beet)
Lineage: Eukaryota; Viridiplantae; Streptophyta; Magnoliopsida; Caryophyllales; Amaranthaceae
Product: proline-rich extensin-like protein EPR1
Exons: 4
Coding region: 56-1768 (570 amino acids)
Source: RefSeq, a predicted model, not a curated record